Molecule: messenger RNA, 1339 nt
Organism: Prosopis cineraria
Lineage: Eukaryota; Viridiplantae; Streptophyta; Magnoliopsida; Fabales; Fabaceae
Product: glyoxylate/hydroxypyruvate reductase HPR3-like
Exons: 2
Coding region: 59-1036 (325 amino acids)
Cellular component (GO): cytosol
Molecular function (GO): NAD binding; glyoxylate reductase (NADPH) activity; hydroxypyruvate reductase [NAD(P)H] activity
Source: RefSeq, a predicted model, not a curated record
GGUCAAUUGACUUAUUCUGACUCUCUCUUCCCUCUUCCCUUCUCGUCAAACCCUAUCAAUGGCGACCGAUCUGCCACACAUUCUCGUUCUGGGUCCUCCGAUGAUCUUCCGAGACUUCCAAUCCCAACACUCUCACACUUUCAACUUCCUCAACUUCUUCGACUCUUCCCUUUCUCUUCCCCAAUUCCUCUCCUCCCACAACAUUCAUCCCUCUUCCGUUCGCGCCAUUCUCUGCAACCCUAUGCAGCGCCUCAACGCCGAUGUCCUCCGCUCUCUCCCCUCCCUCGGCCUCAUCGUCACCACCAGCAUCGGCACCGAUCAUAUUGACAUGCCCGAGUGCCGCCGCCUCGGCGUCCGCGUCGCCUCCGCCGGAGGAGCCUUCACCGACGAUGUCGCCGACCUGGCCGUCGGGUUGUUCCUCGAUGUUCUGAUGAGGAUUUCUACCGCUAAUCGACGUGUCAGGGAAGGGCUUCGAUCUGAUGAACUCCGGAAUAUACCCCCGGCUUUACGGGUGGGAGGCAAGCGAGUCGGGAUAAUUGGAUUGGGAAAAAUAGGGAUGGAAGUGGCGAAGAGGCUCGAACCCAUGGGGUGCAAAAUAAUGUACAAUUCAAGAAGCAAGAAACCAUGGGUGGCGUACCCAUUUUACGGCAGUGCGGUGGAGCUGGCAGCUAAUAGCGACGCUCUGGUUGUGUGCUGUGCAUUGACAGAGCAGACGCAUCACAUAGUGGACAGGCAAGUGAUGGAGGCGCUGGGAAGAGAGGGAGUGAUAGUGAACGUAGGAAGAGGGGGUCUGGUGGAGGAGAAGGAACUGGUGAGGCGUCUGGUGAGUGGGGAGAUAGCAGGUGCCGGCCUGGACGUGUUUGAGAAUGAGCCUCUCGUUCCCAAUCAGCUCUUCUCUUUGGAUAAUGUUGUGCUCUCCCCUCAUGCUGCUGCUCUCACUUCCGAGUCUUUCAAUCACAUCUCCCAACUUGCCGCUGCUAAUCUCCACGCCUUCUUUUCAAAUCAACCCUUGCUCACUCCCGUCACGCUGGACUGAACUGAAGGAGGUGUAUUUCAGGAGACAUCGUCAGCCAAUAAAUAAGUGUGUUUUUUCUGUGCUCCAGCUGUGGUUCUAACAAUGACGAUAUGUGUUUAAAUAUGAGUUGCAAUGAAUAAUUUGAGUUUGGGAAGCUAUAGUUCCCACAUUAUUGCUCUGCUCUGUUCAACCUGCCCGAAUCAGAGUAAGCCUUUUGUUCCGUUCACGAAUUCUUGGAUGAUUGAAGGAUUCAGGUUAUUUACAUUCUCAAAAUCAAUAUAUAGCGAUAUGCCAUGAUGUCAAUGGACCUGUCCCUAACUCAGC